AUGGCUUUCACUAGUAAAAAGCAGGCCAAAAAUAGCCAGAUGAAUGAGGGACCCACCUCAUUCGGUUCUCAGAUCAUUGAUCUCAAACUCUGCAAUGUUCUCGUUCUCAUCUCCAUUCUCUACGCCAUAAUCUUUCGCCUGAAGAUUCCCAAGAACUCUCCAUCCUCGUUAGCCCAUACCGGACAUGAAGUGACCAGCGUUGAAGCAGUCAACAGUAAUGGACAUUCUAGGAAGCAAAAAUUUAAGCUGAAAAUUUUUCAACUAUCUAAUUCAAAUCGAUCUCGAUUCAGACUGACAGUGCGAUCCAAUAGAGCCGAGUCGAUAAAGUCGCUGAAAGCCUGUCUGAUGUUGAUACCGCUGUUGGGAAUUCCUCAAGUCAUUUUCAUCGUUCCCUACCAUCCCUCAGUUGUACAAAUAUUCUCCUACAUCAAUGCAGUCGUAACCGCUACUCAGGGAUUCUGGGUCGCCCUUAUCUACUGCUUUCUGAAUGAAGAGGUUCGAAUUCUUCUUCGAAAAUCCUAUAAUAAAUUUCUUCUGCGGAAUCAUCUACGGCGUCAUCGUCACCCAUCACCAGUUUCUCGGCGGACGAGACAACGCACAGUGUUGGAAAUCAAUGGCGAAUUUGUUGAUAAAGUAGAGAAGACCUCCAGUUUCACUCAUUCUGUGUAG
Molecule: messenger RNA, 669 nt
Organism: Rodentolepis nana
Lineage: Eukaryota; Metazoa; Platyhelminthes; Cestoda; Cyclophyllidea; Hymenolepididae
Source: the annotation of a GenBank genome assembly